Messenger RNA from Mollisia scopiformis, 1308 nucleotides. RefSeq lists its product as uncharacterized. The transcript is spliced from 2 exons. Bases 1 to 1308 code for a protein of 435 amino acids. The record is from RefSeq and is a predicted model, not a curated record. Lineage: Eukaryota; Fungi; Ascomycota; Leotiomycetes; Helotiales; Mollisiaceae.
AUGUCGUUAAGAACAGAACCUCCGAAAGGUUAUACUGGGCCUCCUCCCCCACCAUCUUAUACAUACCCUCCUUCAAUGGAUGAUCCCACCCGCAUGACUCCUACCUCUCUGCCCCCAAUGGCAUCCCUUCUGAGACACGACCACGAAGAGCAGGAGGCGCAGUCGAGUCCCUACGUUGCUCGUCAAUUUCAACCUCCAUACAACAUGACAAAGCAUCCGUUAUGGCUGGCACAAUUUGAUCCAAAUGCACCUGUACAGCAUAUAUAUUAUCCUCCUCAACCUCCCAUGAACUCACACUCUCCACAGAAUAUCGCAGAAUCUUCGUUGGUUGCCCUGCAACCACAGCUUCAUUUAGCAAAUCCAUCUAACCAAGGGGUUGCCCCUCAACGCAGAACAGCCAAAAAGAUUGCCCUAAGAAGAGACAUCGUCAAAGAUCCCGUUCAAGGACGAAGAGGCUCGGCUGAGUUAUCUAUUCGCUACCAAAAUCAAGGUCAACAAGCUGGCGGAGAAUCCUCCGAAGCUUCAUACACGCGCCGAGACUCUAAGUCACCGCGCCAAAUGCCUCAGAGCAGAUCCAUGCCUAUAUCUGGACUUUUGAGUGAUGGUCCUAGUCCUGUGAGUGAGCCGCGACGACAGCCAACGUAUAGACUUCGGAUGCGUCAACAGCCCAUUGCGGCUCGAGCUUGUGGGUUUGGUGAACGCGACCGCCGGGUUAUUGAUCCUCCACCAAUUCUCCAAAUGGAUGUUGGAGACCCAAACUCUUCUCCAGAAGAGAUUCGUGCAUUGAUUCGUCAACCGUACUCAGUGGUGCAUUGUGUGCUGUGGGACCCAGCAACGAACCAGGAUGAUACAGCCAUGCCUGGGACCACCGAGAAGAGGCAACAGCGGCGCCUCAUGGGCACUUUGGUGGCGUCUCCUUUUGUCGGGAACGACGAGCAUGGUGUUGAAGGGUGUUUCUUUACCUUCCCGGACCUGAGUGUGAGGACACCAGGAACAUACAGCCUCAAAUUUAGCCUCAUCAACCUGGAUCCGACCAGAAUGAUGCCUGGUAGUCGUGAGCCCGUCAAAAGUAUUGUUUGGAGCAGUGUCUUUCACGUAUACAACGCAAAGGAGUUUCAGGGAAUGCGAGCGAGUACCGAGCUUACGAAGACCCUGAAGCAUCAGGGAUGCUUGAUCUCAGUCAAAAAGGGCAACAACAAGGCCCAUGGAUCUCGGUCGAGGGGAGAAGACGAUGAGGAAGAGGAGGAAGAGGAAGACAGCGGAGGUGAAGGAAGUUCCACCAAAAGAGGGAAACGGCCAAAGCGAUAA